Molecule: messenger RNA, 827 nt
Organism: Diabrotica balteata
Lineage: Eukaryota; Metazoa; Arthropoda; Insecta; Coleoptera; Chrysomelidae
Source: the annotation of a GenBank genome assembly
AUGAAAAUUAAUCUAUUAAAACAAAUGAAGACCAGAGUGAUGAAAAUUUCAGAUAUAACCUUUCACGAAAAGAACCUCAAACUUUUGCACAACCUAUUUACAGAUAACUCUUAUCCCACUGAUUUAGUUAAGAAAAUCCUUUAUGACACCCCUUUAUCCGUUCCUCAGGGUAUAGUAGAUGAAUUAAACAACAUCAAUACAAAUGUCCAAAGAGAAAUAGGUAGCUCCGAACAAAUUGACACUAACAACCGAGAAAUAGGAGAAAAUGUUAAACAUAUUACAACCAAUGAACCAAGUACAAAUACACAAUGAUUUCUCUACCUUAUAUCAAAGAGCUCACACCCAGACUAGCAAGGGUACUUAAUUCUUUUUAUAAUUUCAAAAUUGCCAAUAAAACGGUAUUUUCAAUAAAAAACCUUCACACAAAAGUAAAAGACAAAACAUCUAGAGAGCAGAUGUCACAUGUAGUCUACAGCAUUCCAUGCAAAAACUGCAAUAAAAAAUACAUAGGCCACACAGAAAGGCAUCUAAAAAAUCGCAUAAUUUCACACAAAAGCGACUGCAGACUGCAUCAUGACCGUUGCUCAUUAGCGCUUCAUGUAGUAAAUGAAGGACAUCAGAUGGACUUUGAGUCAGUAGAGGUUCUAGAAAGGGAAACCAAUUACAAGAAACGUCUUUUCCUAGAAAUGGCUUGUAUAGCACAAACAGAAAAUAACAUAAAUAAAAAAACAGACAUCAACCACCUCAGUGAAAUCUACUCCUUUCUUCUAGCAGUAGACAAACAACAUAUGAAAUUCAAUAAUUCAAUAGUUUCCAUUUUAGAAUAA